UUUUCUCGCGCUUUUCUUUCGAACACGAACGAAAACAAUUUAUUAACAAAAGCAGCGCCGCCUCAAAAACACACACACUCGUACUCAAGCACACAGUAUAUCACCGUUUUGCGAGUGUAUUUGUUUAACGCGUAUUUGGUGCUUGCGGUUUUUGUUGCGGUGCGCCAGUGCAGAGGUGCAGCGCAAGCAGAGAGGCUGCUGGAAAAACUAGGUGUGAAAAUGGCGAAAAUCAAUAACAAAGCAAAAUAAAUAAAGUGCACGCGAAAAUAAGUGGUUUUGCAGCAGAAGAGCGGGAAGAGGCAAAACAGCGUAAAAGUGAGAGAAAUCCAAGUGCGUGAUGAUAAAACGAAACGAAUAGGAAUAAGAAUACGAAUACGAAAAGGCUAUACAAAGGAGACGAAGGAGAAAAGUGCAGUAGAACGUGUGUGAGUGUGUAUGUGUGAGUGGAAAGGAAGCCGCCAACAAAUUUCGGUGCAUUCGCUGCAGACGUCGACGCUGGCGUUUUUUUACGUGACGCGAAUUAAAUGCGCCGCUUACAGUAGUGCUCUCUUUCUUCAUCCCAUUCCAUCCCGCUCUUGCGCUUAUAAUUAAUUCCGUUUCUGCCGCCGCUGCGAAUAGGGUCAAAAUAAAACACGUAAAAAAUACAUCCAAAUGCUGGCCGGUUUUCUUGUUUGCGGUUUAAACAGCGCGCAGCGCGCGUGAUUCAUACGGAUUCGGCUUUAUUGUUGGGCAGAGUGGCAGCAGGGAAGCAGAGAGGCAGCGGCAGAGGUACAUCUACAGCUACACAAACAACACUGCCGUGCAUUGAACCGUCGACUGCAACGCAACGGUUUCCUGCUGAAAACAUUGUCAUACGAGCAGAGGUAGAGGCAGAGGCAGAGGUAGAGGCAGAGGAGCAGCAGCAGAGGACGCAACAGCAAAAUGGACAACAUUCGGGCGGUCGUCGAGUACGAGUACGCGGCCAAGGAGCAGGACGAGCUGGAUCUCCGCAAAGGUGCCAUCAUCCAUCACAUCCAGCAGAUGCCCGGCGGCUGGUGGAUGGGCACCCUCAAGGCCACCGGCAAGACGGGCAUGUUUCCGGACAACUUUGUGCGCGUCCUCGACACCAACGGCAGCACCAAUGGCAACGGCGAGCACAUCGACGAUGGCACAGCCGUCCAGCUGAGGGACAAAUCAGAGACAUCGAAUCGGCGCGUUAAAGUCGUCUACAGCUACACACAAGUGAACGACGACGAGCUGACGCUGACGAUGGGUGAUGUCAUUGAGUUCUUAGGGGAGGUCGAGGAAGGCUGGUGGCGCGGACGUCUGCGCAGCAAAGUCGGCGUCUUCCCGUCGAACUUUGUGAGACUUAUCGAGCCGUCGCCCAUACUGGCCUCCAAGCGUCCGCCGACGAUUGGUGCCACGGUGAACACUUCAUCGCUGACUGCCAAGGCGGCGAAUGUGGCAGAAGCGGCAUCAGCGGCGGCAUCAGCAGCGGCAUCAGCGGCGGCCCCAACAACGAAGCAAACGACCAAGAGCAGAGGAGCACCGGCCACAGUUUCAGCUCCCGCUCCCGCUCCAGCAGCUGCCCCAAUCACAGUCCCACCCCCAGCUGCAGCUGCAGCUGCAGCUGCAGCCCCUCCAGUCUCGGAUCCCGCACCCAUGCUGCCGCCGAAGCCGUCGCGGCUCUGCCGCGUCGAGUUCCCCUACGCCCCGAUGAACGAGGACGAGCUGGAGCUCAAGGUGGACGACAUCAUCACGGUCAUAAGCAUGGAGCUGCCGGACAAGGGCUGGUGGAAGGGCGAGAUCCACGGCAAGGUCGGCGUCUUCCCGGACAACUUUGUCAAGAUGCUGGAAGCUCCUCCCAUGCCACCGCCACCGCCGCCGCGCCCCCGUGCCCGACCCCGAGCUGGCGCUGGCGCUGGAGGCUACUCGGACCGUGCCCCACCGCAGACGCAGCGCGGCGGCUCUUUCGAGUUCUUGGGCGCGCGUAUGGCCAGCUUUAUCACCACGAUUUUUGCCCCCAUCAACGAGCCAGCCACGACACAGCCACUGCCGCAGCCGCACCCCCACUCACUGCCUCAGCAGCAGCAGCAGCAAUCCCAGAAGAAGAUCAGCAACAGCAUCGCCAACGCCACCAGCCACCACAUGACCACAACGAAUUCGGUCAACGCCAGCAGCAGCAGCAGCAGCACGACGGUGAGCAGCAGCCAGCAGCGGGAACAGGUGCGGGAGCAGACCACCAACUCGACCACAUCGAAGGUGUACAUCAAGAAGACGGGCAGCAGCUCCCAGAGCAGCAGCUCCUCGGGCCGCAAGGAGAGCUUCGGGUCGCGCGACUCCCUCAACGACAUCCUCAGCGAGACGGGCCUGCCCACCGGCAAUGUGGCCGCCCAGCGCAAGUCCCUGGAGACCAAGAACCUCGACCUGAGCAAGCAGCCGGGCCAGCAGAAGAGCGCGGCCACCACGACGGCCCUCAGCAAGAGCAUGGAGAGCCUCGAUGAGAAGGUCAAGUCCCCACCACCGCCAGUGCUGAGCAAGAAGCCCAGUGUGCCGCUAAAGAAGACGCCCACAGGCGGAGUGCCAGUGGCAGGGAACCUCUUGGGCGGCAAAAAGAAGAGCAACCCCGAGGGAAAGCUAACCAGCGCCGUGUCGCACGAUCUGGCCGAUGGUCUGGCAGCCAGCAAGCUGAUCGCCGGACAUCUGCCCGAGCAGGGAGUCGCCGGCAAUCUGGUGAUCCGGCGAGCGGCCACCAUAGCCGGAGAGGAUGUGGAAUUCGACCUCGUGGAGCGCGCCUCGAUCCUGCCAGAUGUGCGGGCAGGGCGCGUGAAGGCGCCCAAGCGGAGACCGCCCUCGGCGGCCAUCAAUGUGCUGGGCGAGAGCAACAACAAUUCGGUGUACGUGAACGGCAGCGGGAUGGCCGGGACGGGCGGCAGUGCCAGCGAGCUGAGUGAGGACGGGGGCAGGCAGGCGGCCUCCUCCGACGACAACUCCACGGGCGAGGAGCAGCUGGCCAAGCCGAAGCCGCGCGAGUGGGAGAAGAAGAAGGCCCCGUGGAUGGAGGAGCUGAAGGCCUCGCAGGUCACCCGCAAGAAGACCUCCCCGAGCGUGGAGCCGCGCGGCGCCUCCGUGGCCGAGCGCACCUCCAAGCUGUUCGCCGCUGAGCAGGUGGCAGCCAACUCUAGUGUGGUCUCCAGCAGUGCCACGAGUAGCAGCAACGGCAGUCAGCAGAGCAGCAGCACCACCACGAAAGUGCAGUCCUCGGCGGUGACGUCGUCCAGCCUCCUGCAGCAGUCGAUGAUCGUGGAGAGCAGCAGCCGGAAGGAGACGUCGGCCAUCAGCAGCAGCAGCAUCAGCUCUGUGGCCACCAGCACCGAUGCAGCCAUGUCCCGCAGCCUGUCGGCUGCCAAGGCGGCGGCCAGCGACGAGGAGACGCGAGCGCCACGCCCCAACAGUCUUUCCAUAAGGAACCGCAGCGUCUCGCCGCUGGUCAAGACCUCCAAUGCCACGCAGGUGCAGUCCCAGACGCAGGAGGAGAAGACAGCCACCACCAGCAGCAGCAACAGCAGCAGCACCACUGUUCAGCAGAUAAACGCAAGUUCAGCCCCCGCCCAGCAGCUCAGCAAUCACCAGGAGUCGGCGUCGGCGUCAGUGUCAGCGGCGCCGCCACGCGUGGCACAGCUCGAGCAGCGGGUGGACAAGCUGGAGGCCAUGGUGCAUACCCAGCAGCGGACCAUCGAGGAGCUGGUGCGGACGCUGCGGGAGGAGACGGACCGCGUGAAGCUGCUGAGGAACGAGCUGGACAAAUACGCCCACAAGCAAUCGCGUCGCGGGAAGUUCGACAAUUGGAUGUUCUAAUUGAUCGGAGGAGCAGCCACGCAACAGCUAGAGAUCAUCUCUAGUUGUGCAGACUACCAUAUGUUUUCCUUUCUUUUUGUGAUAAGCCUCUCUCUCCCCCUCUGAGUAUACCAUUCAGCAUUCAGCAAUCAGCAUUCAGCAUUCAGCAAUCUGUAGUCUAAACAAAUCAAUAUCUCGGUACCGGAACCAAUCCCCCCGAUCGCCCAUUUGUUAGCAAAUAUAUGUCGCAUUUUAUAUCGCUUAAACUGUAAAUAUUAAUGUACAUUGAAUAUGGCUUAUAAAAUAAACAUUUACUUAGUA
Molecule: messenger RNA, 4137 nt
Organism: Drosophila persimilis
Lineage: Eukaryota; Metazoa; Arthropoda; Insecta; Diptera; Drosophilidae
Gene: cindr
Product: SH3 domain-containing kinase-binding protein 1
Exons: 8
Coding region: 922-3837 (971 amino acids)
Molecular function (GO): protein binding
Source: RefSeq, a predicted model, not a curated record